Molecule: messenger RNA, 840 nt
Organism: Lolium perenne
Lineage: Eukaryota; Viridiplantae; Streptophyta; Magnoliopsida; Poales; Poaceae
Source: RefSeq, a predicted model, not a curated record
AUGCCCGACGUGGCCGGCGCCGCCCCUUUCCGUCCGCGCGUGCCCGCUCGUGGCCGACGCGGCCGGCGUCGAGGCGCGCACGGCCAGCUCCGCCUCGCCAGUGGCCGCCGCGGCCGGCGCCGCCUCGCCCGUGCCUCGCGCGGCCGGCUCCGCCACGGCUCGUGCGUGCCCCGCCCGGUGCCUCGCGCGGCCGGCUCCGCCACGCCCGUGCGUGCCCCGCCCGUGGCCGACGCGGCCGGCGUCGCAGCGCGCACGGCCAGCUGCGGCCCGCCAAUGGCCGGCUCCGCCCUUGCUCGGUGCCCGCGCGUGGCCGCCGCAGCCCCCGCCCGUGCGUGCCCGCAAGUGGCCGACGCGGCGGCGCGUCGAGGCGCGUGGCCGGCUCCGCCCUCGCCCGUGCCCGCGCGCCGCCGCGGCCGGCGUAGCCCCCGCCGGUGCCUCGCGCGGCCGGCUCGGGGAGGUGAACGCGGGGCGGCCGGCGUCGUCGAUGGCGACGCGCGGGGCAGCCGGCGUCGUGCCGAGGCGCCCUCGCCGUUCACCGCCGCGGGCGCGGCCCCGUUCGCCGCCGCGGCCCCGUCCCGUCUCCGCGAGCGCAGCCCCGUCGCCGCCCGCUGCCCCGUCUCCGCGGGCACGGCCUCGUUCGCCGCCGCGGCGCUCGUGUUCGUGGCGUCCAGGGCGGAGCGGCGCGCCGCCGUCUUGGGCUCGGCCGUGGCGAGGCGCGCGGCCGCUCGUGGCUCGACUGCAAGGCGCCGCCCGUUCACGCACCCUUGGCCAUCGCUCUGCGCGUCGCCGUCGACGAGCUUUGUCGCCGGAGCUCAUUUUGGCAGCGGCAACUUCCGGUAG